AGUCAUCUACCAUUCAACAACAAAUGAAUAAGAUCAAUAAGAAGACCUAGUAGUAAGUCAAGAUGAAAGGAGAUAACGAUUCGCUGGAAAUACUACCGCAAUCCAAUUCUAAGCGUAGUCAAGUCCACACGUGUUUACGGAUCAGUUCAAAAAUGAAACUUUCAUUAAAAGUCGGUGUUGUAUUUUUUGCUUGUGAGUGCUUCAUCCUUGGAAAUACGCUGCUUUAGAGAUUAUUACAAUCAUAAUUAUGAAAAGUGCAAAUUGCAAAGCUUGGAAUUCUCAUCCACUCAAGCUCAGUCACUUAAUUUUCCGGUGUUUGCUGGAUACGAAAUGAGUGACUGCACUGUAGAUUAUCUGUCACCAGAAAUAAUGGACCGCAUGAAAUGGAUAAGUACUCUGUCUAUAACCCGUGGUGACAUUUCGAAGAUUUAUCUGAAACCCGAUUUACUAACCUUAACUGCACAAGAAAGCAAAACAGUGGAGAUAGUGAUAGAUUACGGGACCAACAAUAAUAGUUUGACUGAAUUGGAAAUCGUUUCAAAUUAUUUGAAUGCCCUACCAGCCAACAUUAACCAGCUGAAGUCUCUUUCAUUAUUAAACCUCAAAAAUAAUGCAAUCCAGUACGUGAAUUUUAGUGAUUUCAAUGGAAUGGAUAAUCUUACAGAGAUAAAUCUUUCCUCUAAUAAAUUGUACGCUGUAGCAUGCGACCGCAAAAUUAUACUCGAUAAACUAGAAACCCUGGAUUUGUCUGGCAACUUUCUAAUUGAGUUGGACUUCAACAAUUGGCAGUUUUCUGCCUUGCGCACUUUGUCUGUUGAGUCUAACAACUUGAAGUUUAUUAUGAACUUCGAUGAAACAUCGUUCCCAAUGUUAAAAGCAUUUCAAUAUUCUGAUAACGCAUGGGAUUGCCGCUGGCGAAAUGCGUUCGAACCGACAAUGGAAAUUAUUGAUACAAAUAUUCGUUCACAGUACGACGAAUAUUAUGGGAACAGUCAAACUUUCAAGUGCGCAAAAUACACACAACUGAGUGCCAGUCGCUAUCGCCAGCUGAAUUUGACCACGAUCGAUGAUGCACAGUUCAAAUUUGAUAACCCGGAGGAGCUGGAAGAACAACUUCGUACCAUUGUAGAGGACAGCACUAACCACGCUGCCGAGAUUGGCCUUCUGAAAGAAACAGUAACUGCCCAGAAAAAUCAAUUGACGAACUACUGAUGCAAAUCCUCGAACAGCAAACCCUUCUGAGUAGUUUGAGCAGUGAAGUUCAGUCUUUGAAAGAGCAGCUGCAGUCAUCGAAGCUUCCGAAAAUUUCCAGCAGCUUGCCAGGAAGUUUGGCGGAGAAGAUAAUCCUGGAGGUUUCCUACAUCAUCAGACAAAAUAUUCCAAAUGAUCUUUGAUUCGUUGUCGGAAGAUUCACUUAAGUACAGAACCUGUAUGUGAAAAUCAAUCAAUAAAGCAAUUUUUAGAAUAACUCGUA
Molecule: messenger RNA, 1474 nt
Organism: Wyeomyia smithii (pitcher-plant mosquito)
Lineage: Eukaryota; Metazoa; Arthropoda; Insecta; Diptera; Culicidae
Product: leucine-rich repeat transmembrane neuronal protein 4-like
Exons: 2
Coding region: 331-1212 (293 amino acids)
Cellular component (GO): extracellular matrix
Molecular function (GO): protein binding
Source: RefSeq, a predicted model, not a curated record